Diatraea saccharalis (sugarcane borer) is the source of this 822-nucleotide messenger RNA. The record is from the annotation of a GenBank genome assembly. NCBI's taxonomy places the organism in Eukaryota, Metazoa, Arthropoda, Insecta, Lepidoptera, Crambidae.
AUGGCGCUAAAACAAGAGAGUGCUCCAACCCUUACUCCCUCGCGGUUGCCAACCGCCUAUAAGGAAAAUUCUAUUCCUCCACUGGCAACUGAAGAUUUCGACGAAGUUUUGGCAUUUGAAGACUCUGAAAUUGCUAUAAGGAAAUUUUUCAAUAACGAUUUAGCUGGGGCCAUGGAUAUUAUGACGCCUUGCGGAGUAAGACUUGGCACAGCCACAUUCAACCUUAUGAUAUCCCUUCUGCCGCCUAAGAUUAUUAGUGUGUUGGAAUUCGUCGGGUUCUCUGGAAAUAAGAUUUAUCCGAACAGCGUUUGGUUCCUGGUAUUUAAGGGAAGGCUCGAGUUGCUACGUGGUCAAUUUGAGCCCGCUAUUGAAACUUAUAACCGUGUAGUUGUCAACCAACAGACAUGGAAACAGUUCCGUCACGUCUGCUACUGGGAGAUCAUGUGGGUUAACGGGCUGAUGAUGGAGUGGCGUGAUGCUGCAUUAUACGCCGGGAAACUGAUCGAAGAAAGCUCAUGGUCUCGUACCGUGUACUCGUACACUAAAGCUGCUAUGUUGCUGCAGUUAGGCGACAAAAUCACCGCGCCAGAACGACAACACUGCAACGAACUACUGAGACUGAAGAAUGAUAUAAAAGAAGAUACGUUCCUGUUGCCGUAUUCCGUCGCUGAGAUGGCGAUGUGCCAUUAUCAUCUCGGCAACAAAGAUCGCGCUAUACAAAUGCUUCAUGAUGCGAGGAAGAAGUAUUCCGGCUAUUCCCUAGAGUCUCGUUUACAUUUCCGUCUUCAUUCAAAGAUGCAAACAGUAAAAGGUGGCAACUAG